Molecule: messenger RNA, 3180 nt
Organism: Stylonychia lemnae
Lineage: Eukaryota; Ciliophora; Spirotrichea; Sporadotrichida; Oxytrichidae
Source: the annotation of a GenBank genome assembly
AUGAAGAUAAGAAGUACUUAAUUCUUACUUCUACUUGGACUUUACUUUAUCAGUUAGUCUCAGAUUUUCGCUUAGGCUUAGAAUAAAAGGUAAAGUCCUAAUUAAAAUAAACAAGAGAUGCAUUAAAUUAGAGACAACUUAGCUUAAGAUGAGAGGAAGUUGUUCACAUAUAUAACUGACUCCUUGACAUGCGUUAAUUCUUGCUCAUCAAUAACUUAAAACUUCUGUGCUCUCUCUAAUACAAAUGGAUAUUGCUGUACCACUGCUGAAAAUUGUCCCAGAACUGCUGGAUAGUAUUGUUCAUAAGAUAGUAAAACAGUGUCAACUAUCUCAACAAGAUGGGUGUGUCCACAAAGUACCUAUUGUUCAAUUCAAGAUCCCUCCCUAAGUGUAAAAUUAGAUGGAUCAACUAUGAUUCUUAACUAGACUACUGGUAUACCCUUUCAAAAUGUCUGCAAAUAUCUACUUGAGUUUCCAACUAAAUAUAAAUACUCUACUGGUAGUUCUAUUACUAUAACAAUGAGAUCAUCAAGAUCUGCAGCAUUCGGGUAUGUGAUUGCUAAUGAUUUUAAUGGAACUAGUGUCUAAACUUCUUAUUUGAAUGUAAAUGCUAGUUUGUCAAUCGUAUAUCCUUAGAAAUUGUAUUUUUAUGCUUACAGCGUACUUGGAGUAACAAUCACUCUUCCUUUUUCAUUUGAAUACAGAUUUAUAGGCCAAGCUACUUCUACAGAAACCACAACCACUACUACUGCACCUCCAACAUAAGAGCCCACUUAAUAGCCUACUCCUUCACCUAUUGAUUAAUCAGGAGGGAAAGUAAGUAACUCCACAGUUAAAAAAGAUGAUGAUGAAAAAACUAAAACCAUAAUCAUUGCUGUUGUAGUUCCAGUAGCCAUCAUUCUGAUUAUUGUGGUUGUUAUAAUACUAGUUUGCUGCACGAAAGAUAACGAAAAGAAAGAUAAAAGAACAAGAAGUUUUUCUACUAGAAUUGCUAAUGAUAGUGAAGAGAGCACAUUAAAGAAGUUUAAUGAUUAAUCAGGAAUAGUAUAUCAUAAUGAGACAACUAAGGGAGACAAUUCAUUGAAAUAGUAAGAUGAGUCAAAAAAGAAAAAAGCCAAAAAAACAGAAAAUGGUCCAGAUUAUGAAACCCAUGAUAAAUAAUCUAAGGAAUCUGUGACUUACAUUUACAGACCGGAAAAUGAGAUUGAUCCUAUCUUAUUACUAACCAAUCAAUAAGACCCUUAGCCUGUCAAUAAACUUAAGGAGAAAUUCCACACUGCUUUUGUAAAGAAAAUUUUGGAUUAAACAGAUUAAAAGAAAAAGAAUAUUAGAUAGGAGGAAGAUAACAAAUUUGACUCCAUUCCAAGACAUCUUGACCCUGAUUAUCUAAUGAAGGUAUAUGAAUCACAGCAGAAUUUGAUAGAUUUUGAUAGAAUUUAACCUUAACAAUAGAGCUAGGCUAUUCACUUUAUCUUAUAGACACCCUAUUUACCUAAGCCAAUGAACCCAGACUAAAACAUGGAUAAAUAAUAGGAUAUAACUUAUCCAGAUAUCACAGUUGGAAACAAUAUUUUUGAGGAUACCAAAUAAACCUUGAAAGGAUUUCUACCUAUUUAAGAAGAAUAAUAAAAUCAAGAAAUGCCAGUAUAAUAUAUUGGAUUGAUAGAGAGUAGUAGAUAAAAGGCUUAAUUAGAGUCAAUCAAGGAUAUUUAAUCUAGAGAAUAAAUGCAUAAUGAGCCUGAUAUUAAUUUCAAAUUAUCAGCAAGUUUUACAAAAUAAGAAGAUAUACAAUUAGGAUAGAGCUACGAUGUUCUCACUCCAUCACAAAUAGAUUAAAAAGAAAACAUGCAAAUUUUUGAUAAAUAAAAGCAAGAAGCAUUUAGAGAACCUUCGUAAUUGAAAACGCAUAAUGAUUUCCAACCUGAAAAAGAAAUAUAGAUAUUUCCUUCGAAUCAUAUUGAAGAUCUUGAGAGCCAGAGUAAGGCUAUUUUUUGGGAGGAAUAGUAGCACUAAAAUCAUAUUGAUGUGAGUUUUAAUUAGGUUUAGAAUAUUGAAGAAAGUAAAGUAUUGGAACCUCAAGUUCUUGUUAAUUCUUCUAUAGAGGAAUUUAAAGAAGAAUCAAAUAAUAGCAGUUAGGUAAUAGUGAACAAUUAACCACAGCAAUAACCUUAAGUGGAAUUCUUGAGCAUAGGAAACACUAAUAGCACUAAGAAAUAGAAAAAGAAGAAAAAGACUUUGAAACCAAGUGUUCAAGCUUCACUUUAGGCUACAACAUUAAAAGAUUUUAAAAAUAAAGAGGGAAAUUUUCUAGACACUAAUACUAGAAAUUUAGAAACUGCUUCUUAUGCUACUGCCAAGAAUUUAAAUUUUUCACUGGAGAAUAAAGCUCUUGAUAAAUCUAUAAGAGACGAUAUGAGUGAGCAGGCUUCAAAUAUAAUGAUGCUUUUGAAUAAGGAAGGCUAGGGCAGCUAAGUUGACUCUGAUCCAAAUCUGUUAGAUAAGUUCGACAUCAAUGAUUCAAAUCACACUUAGGGUAGCUUCAUCAAUAAAAAUUAAGAAAAGAUUGAGAUGGAUAUAAAUAAAUUGAAGUUUUAAGAUAUAAUAUCAACAAGUAUCAGAGAUGAAAUAAAAGCUAAGCAAGCUUAAAAAAUUAUGGAUCAAGAGGAACAUGUUGAUAGGAAUGCCAUAAACAAAUCUUACUAAAAUUAAAAGAGAGAUGAUAGUUCAAUUAUUAAUUAGAGCAAUAACUCAAGAGGCAUGAAUAGAACAAAGAUAGUUUAUGUGAACGAAGAAGGUCACACAAGCAUUGAUCCUGUUUACUAAAAGAGAUAAACCCUCAAAUCAGAAAAAGAUAACUCUAUGUUGAAUUCUAAAAAUUCUAACAAAAAUGAGAAGAAAAAAGGAUUAUAAUAGAUUUUGAAUAAACUUGAUUCAUAGGAUAUAUCGGUUUCACACAAAUCUCUAAUUAUUGACUAACAAUUUGAAAAUUAAUCAGUAAACUAGACUCAAAACAUUCAUUAUGAUGAAGAUCUACACAACCAACUGAAUCAGUAAGAUGAUGAGUUUAUUCAGUCUCCUCCACAUGAGAUAAGUGACUUGUUUUAGAAAUAAGAUUAAAAAAUAUAAAGCUAGAGCAGGGUUGAAGACAUACAAGAUGAAAUUGUAGAAAACUAUGAGUGA